AUGAAAAAUGUGGACCCGAACCCUGGUCAUGGCUACUUGAAGUUGCCCAAUCUUCCUCGUCAUGAAGGCUUAGGCAUUGAGUUUGCAACAAAUAAAGAGGCGUGUAAAAAUUUCACAAACGUCUUGUGGCCAAAAGGAAAUGAUCGUGAAAUCGCUCAUACAUUCGCAAACAUUGUAGCGGAAUUGCAGCAAUUGGUGAUGAGAAUGUUGUUUGAAAGCUAUGGCAUUGAUGAGAAGCAUUACGAGUCUCAAAGGAGAUCAACUACAUAUCUUCUUCGUUUCUUGAAUUACAGAAAAUGUCAUAAAACAGAAAAGAAUACUGCUGCUUUAAGUGGUCAUACAGAUAAGACCUUGGUGUUGAUUCUUUAUUCAGAUGAAGUUAAGGGUUUGGAGUUAAGAACAAAGGAUGGAGAGUGGAUGCAUUUUCAGCCCUCGCCUUCAUCUAAUUUGGUCAUCGCCGGUGAUGUAGGCAUGGCUCCUAAAGAGCUAGUUGAUGAUGAAUAUCCAUUAAAAUACAAGCCAUUUGAUCAUCAAGGAUUACUUCAGUUCUUUCAAUCAAGCAAUGUCCCAAAUAAAAGGGACAGCGACUGCAUAAAAGCCUACUGCUGCGUUUAA
This is a messenger RNA of Pistacia vera, 615 nucleotides long. Its product is annotated as probable 2-oxoglutarate-dependent dioxygenase AOP1.2. The record is from RefSeq and is a predicted model, not a curated record. The transcript is spliced from 3 exons. Gene Ontology annotation, molecular function: dioxygenase activity. The coding region runs from base 1 to 615 and encodes 204 amino acids. NCBI's taxonomy places the organism in Eukaryota, Viridiplantae, Streptophyta, Magnoliopsida, Sapindales, Anacardiaceae.